AUGGCAGCUUCAAAGGUCGGUUCACAGGUUGUCACAACUCCAGAGCGUCCUAUCUGUCUUUCUUUGCAAAAGUUUUCUUCCGCAGUCAUACUUCGCGACAGCAACGGACCAUUGCCGUGGACACAUCUAGCUUCUCGAGGUGAGCUGUUCGCCAUUUUUGAUACCGUGCGCCAUGUCCGCAGCGAUGGGACAAUUCAAGAUGCGAAGAGGUUCAAAAUCCUGAGAGAUCCGGAUGUCCUGGAGGAUAUCGACCUUCAGAUACUCGCCAGCGAAACAAAACGAGCUAUCAAUAUGGCGAAAGAUGCCUCCGAUCACAAUCGAGACCACAAUGUUGCAGUAAUCAAAAAGGUGCCGGUUAUUGCUGUCAAGUAUCCCGUGCCGGGAGGACAGGUGAAGCGAUUCCAGAUCCGCUUUAGCGAAGAUGCAGACUUCUACGAGGCAUGUAAGCAAAUGUCAAACAGUGGCGUUCACAUGCUUGAGGCCGGCACGUUCCCUUCGACGCGCCAAGGAAUCAAUCAGCCUGUGAAACCCGUACAGACUCUGGGAACUUACCAGCAGCCUCAUUUCGCUACACGAAGUGCAACUUCGGCGGUUUCUGCGAUCGAUCCGCGCCUGACAAACUCCGUUGCUGAGCAACACAUGACGACAACGAAUCAGUCAGCACACAAGCUCCUGGACGACAGCCAUUGCAACGAACAGGCCUGGAUGGGAACGCGCAAUCCUGUAUUUCAGGCAGCUGAUGACAUCAAUAAGGUGAACAUAGAUCUGUACACCCCGAGGACAUCGACUGCGCCACCAAAAGUCGUUCAGCAUCUCAGCCAGUUGCUCCCACCUCCACGCGAACUGCCUUUCAAGCCUAAGGAAAUAUCCAAGCGGCAAGUGGAUGAAAAGACUAUCUCGUCGAGACAAAAUACCAGGACGUCGGUGGCACUAGCUCUUGCGGGCGAAACCGAUGUCAUCGUCCCCGAUUCGCAGGUAGCACCCGACAAUGAAGUAGUCUCCAAGAAGCGCAAAGCACCGGAAUUGAAGACCGCAGCAAAGACAAAUAAACCCGCCAAGAAGUCCAGACAGCCUGCGUAUCGUUGUGAUGAUUGCAAAGCACGAGGGCCUCGCUCGCGCUGUCGACACAGACCUGAUACACCGCCCCUACCUAGCAUCGAAGAGGUCUUCAGUCAAGCCGAUCCGUCUACGGCUCGAGCCAGAGCAUGGGGUAACGAGAUAGACACACAACUUCUCCUGGCCCGCUCAGCUGCAACGAAGAAACGUGCUCAGGCAAUGCAGACAGCGCCCGCAGUGGAUGACACUGAAGACACCGCCCACAUCAGGCAGCGCGUCACUCGGUCCAUGAGCAUAGCUGCUCAGGAGACCACAAAAGAAGAUGACACCAGAGCUGUGGACAAGUCUACUUCGGCAUUGCCAUAUACGCCAGCCGAUCAACUUCUGCAACAGCCGCAUAGUCCCCCGGAAGCCGCGAUAGGAAAACGCUAUCCGUCACCAUCCGCUCAUGAUCUCGGGCUGAAGUACCAGAGAGCCGAUGACGGGGUGACGUCGCAUCCUUCUGCACGUCCAGACCCCAACAAUGCAGAAGCUACGAAAGCCCACGCUGCCCACAACCGCAUCAUGUCAGCAUUUUCGCACCUGGCGGAUACACGUCAGCUCUUCGAAGGUGCAGACGAGCGGCUCGAGGCAUUCGCAGACUUGCCAAAAGCGGAGAGGGAGAAGCGCCUCGAGCAGUUCAUGCUAAAUCAGGUCCGGAACCCGGCAUUCAAGGUAUUGUGUCAAGCUAUGGAGAGUACGAUGACCGUGAGCUGGGGUGUAGGCUGGCAGGCAGUGUAA
This is a messenger RNA of Cyphellophora attinorum, 1836 nucleotides long. RefSeq lists its product as uncharacterized. Gene Ontology annotation, biological process: reciprocal meiotic recombination. The transcript is spliced from 5 exons. Lineage: Eukaryota; Fungi; Ascomycota; Eurotiomycetes; Chaetothyriales; Cyphellophoraceae. The coding region runs from base 1 to 1836 and encodes 611 amino acids. The record is from RefSeq and is a predicted model, not a curated record.